UCGUGGAUGAGCAGGUGAAGUGGAGUUUUUUUGGUCCAGUGCAGCACGGACACACGGUCAACAGCAACAAAAAAGUUGCUCGCCGUUGCCAUAGCCCAUUCUUCUUCCUCCAAUCCAAAUAUCCAAUCCAUUCCACCGUUCCUCCAUAGCACUACUGACCUGGUGAUCUUGUACUACUAGGUAACGUAUGAUUGCCCAAUCACCCCUCAUUCCAAAGUGCAGCGCUCCCUAGCUCAGCUCAGCUGAGAGAGAGUGUGUGUCGAGCUUCCCGUUCAGACCCAGCCAGCCACAAUACUUCCCUCCCCUCCCGGUCUCCUUCCUUCCCUUCUUCUCUGUUGCGUUGCCAUUGGGCAUUGGCGGCUCGGCGACGCGGAGGAAGCGUCAAAACACAGACUCGCAGAGAGAGGGAGACGAGUAUUUAUUUAAGAGUGUUUCCGUUUGCUCCCUCCUGGUUUCCACCCCCGCACGACUCCACCACCACCCUCCCCUCUUCCCCUGGCCUCGCCGCCGGCCACCACCAGCUCAACCACCAACCUCCGCUGCCGCCGACCUGUGCUCUCACCACCCUCCAGACCCAGCCUCCGUCUCCACUCUUCAAACUUUUUGGUGUGGACUUCGUUCCGAGGGGACGAUCUCAUGACAGCCCGGCGUGGAGGUCCAUGACGACCCGAGGGCCGAUGGAAUGGCAGAUCCCGUCGACAUCGACAAGGCACUUAUUGCUUUAAAGAAAGGUACCCAACUGCUUAAAUAUGGUCGCAAAGGGAAGCCAAAAUUUACUCCCUUCCGACUAUCAAAUGAUGAAUCAACUCUUAUUUGGGUUUCAAAUAACAAAGAGAAAAGUUUGAAACUAGCUUCCGUGUCCAGGAUUCUCUUGGGGCAAAGAACGCUGGUUUUUCAACGUUUUCUGCUCCCUGAAAAGGACCAUUUAUCCUUCUCACUCAUAUAUAAUGAUGGCAAGCGUUCUCUUGAUCUGAUCUGCAAGGAUAAAGUUGAGGCGGAUGCUUGGUUUACCGGUCUUAAUGCCUUGAUAUCUCCAGCACAGCAUAGAUCCCAGUCCCAACACAUAGAUGGAAUGCACAAUACCGGUCUUUCUUUUGAUUGUGGAAGAGAUAGUAGCCUAAGCAGUAGCUCUACUUUUACCUCAGAUUCCCUUGAGAAUAAAUUGAGCUCAGCAAACUCUACCAAGGAUCGUUCUUCUGGAGAAUAUACAUAUUCAGAAAGGACAGAUGUGUCAGAUAUGCAAGUGAAAAGUGUUUCUUCGUCAGACAUUCGAAUCAGUAUUUCCAGUGCGCUUAGCACAUCCAGCCAAGGUUCUGGAGGUGAUGAUUCUGAAUCAUUUGGGGAUGUUUAUGUCUGGGGGGAAGUCAUGUGUGAUACUACUUCAAGAUCAGGUUCUGACAGAAGUGCUUACUCUCCUGGCGCAACUACUGAUAUUCUUGUACCAAAGCCCCUAGAGUCAAAUGUAAUGCUUGAUGUCAGUUAUGUGGCUUGUGGUCUGAAGCAUGCUGCCCUUGUUACAAGACAAGCAGAGGUAUUUACAUGGGGAGAAGAAUGCAGUGGAUGUCUUGGUCAUGGGGUUGGAACAAAUGUUUUCCAGCCACGUCUUGUUGAGUCAUUAUCGAUCUGCAAUGUUGAAGUAAUAUCCUGUGGUGAAUUCCAUACUUGUGCUGUCACUGCAACUGGUGAUCUGUACACCUGGGGAGAUGGUACACACAAUGCAGGGCUCCUUGGUCAUGGCAGUAAUGUGAGCCACUGGAUCCCAAAAAGAGUUUCAGGUCCACUGGAAGGUCUUCAGGUAUCAGCUGUUUCUUGUGGCACAUGGCAUACAGCCUUGAUAACUAGUUCCGGGCAGUUGUACACAUUUGGUGAUGGCACAUUUGGAGUCUUAGGUCAUGGAAAUCGAGAAUCAAUAUCAUACCCAAAGGAAGUAGAGUCUUUGAAGGGUUUAAGGACAAUUUCUGUUUCCUGUGGUGUGUGGCACACUGCUGCUGUUGUUGAGGUUAUCAUUUCACAGUCAAAUGCAUCAUCUGGAAAGCUAUUCACGUGGGGUGAUGGAGACAAAUAUCGCCUUGGGCAUGGUGAUAGGUCUUCAAAACUAAUACCAACUUGUGUGUCUUCGUUGAUAGAUUACAACUUCCAUAAGGCUGCAUGUGGUCAUACUCUUACUAUCGGAUUGACUACUUCAGGGCACAUUUUUACUGUGGGGAGCUCUGUUUAUGGACAGCUUGGCAAUCCAAAUAAUGAUGGAAGGUAUCCUCGCCUGGUUGAACAAAAGCUUGGGGGCGGUGGUGUUGUGGAGGUUGCAUGCGGAUCUUAUCAUGUUGCAAUCUUGACAAAUGCUGGUGAAGUUUACACAUGGGGUAAGGGUGCAAAUGGGAGAUUGGGCCACGGUGAUAUUGCAGACCGUAAAGUACCUACACUUGUUGAAGCUUUGAGGGAUAGGUCUGUAAAACGCAUUGCUUGUGGAUCAAGCUUGACGGCUGCAAUAUGUCAACAUAAAUGGGUGUCUGGGAUGGAGCAGUCUCAGUGCUCAGCAUGUAGACAGCCAUUUGGAUUCACUCGAAAGAGGCACAACUGUUACAAUUGUGGCUUAGUGCACUGCCAUGCAUGCAGUUCAAAAAAAGCUUUAAGAGCAGCAUUGUCUCCAAAUCCCAGAAAGCCAUACCGUGUAUGUGAUUCGUGUUACCUGAAACUAAGUAAAGUUCUGGAUUCUGGUAGUUCAAAAAAAGUUGCACCAUCUAGUAGUUCAGAUAUGAUUAAGAAUUUAGAUGUGAAGGCUGCUAAGCAAACAAAGAAGUCUGACUACUCGUCACAAGUUCCUGCAGUUUUGCAGCUGAAAAACAUCCCUUUCAUCAGUACACCUGACCUGCAGAACUCAUCUACUUUUCCAUUUUUGAGGAUGCCAUACCUGAAUUAUUCGAGUUCCCUGUCCUCUGAAAGCUUUGAGAACUUUAGGGAUGCAAACGAACUUCUAAAGCAAGAGGUUCAGAAACUACAAGCAGAGGUUAACAGCUUAAGACAACAACGUGAACAUCAAGAUGCUGAAUUGCAGAAAUCGGAUGCAAAAGCUCAUGAGGCGAUGACCCUUGCUACUGAGGAAGCAUCCAAAUUGAAGGCUGCAAAAGAUGUCAUAAAAUCACUUAAAGCACAGCUAGAAAUGGCUGAAAGGCUUCCUCCAGGAGCAUGUGAUGUGAAGCAUGCAAGCCUGACAGGUGCUUUAGCUCCUGAAAUGGGGAGAGAGAGCCAGAUGAGAUAUAAUCCAGGCAGCAUUCAGUGUCCUCAAACACUCACUUCUGUUGCAUCUGCUCGGUUUGGUGGAUUACUUGCCCAAGUCCAUCAAGCAAGCGACCACAAUGAACCUUCCAUGGUUCCACAAGAGAGAAGGGGUGAACACCUCAAUGGUAUUAAGGAUUUCUCCCCUGUGCAACAGAGGACUAAUGGAGGGCCUAUCGGGUACCGAUAUAGACCAGACGAUCAUGAUCUAAGGGAAACAGAAAGGUUCCAAAUAAACCUUCACGGGUUGAACAUGAGAAGUUCUGGUUCCCCCAAUAAUCAGGUUGAAGCAGAAUGGAUAGAACAGUAUGAACCUGGAGUAUACCUAACCCUAGUUUCUCUUCGCGAUGGAACCAAAGAGCUGAAAAGAGUGCGGUUCAGCCGGAGAAGAUUUGGAGAAUAUCAAGCAGAAUCAUGGUGGAAUGACAACCGCGACAAAGUUUAUGAGAAGUACAAUGUGUGUGAAACUGAUCGGCUCUCUUCAGUAAUGACAGCUUAGUGUAAACUUACGUGAAACUAGAUAUCCAUAUCCAAACCGGUGCCGAAGCAGCCACUGCAUGCCAAGUACUUGAGGCAUGCAUGUCUCCUUGUUCGAAAAGCUGAGAUGAACUCGAUCCGAACAGUUUAUGCGUGCCAGUAAUCUGGUUUUUGGCAAUGUGCUGCAUCGUGUUGUUUAUCUGCCUUCCUGCAUUCUUGUUGUAUAGAGGAAUCAUGCAUGUGACACUUGGUGAUGGGAGCAAAGAGUUGUUGCUCCGUUGACCGAGAUACAGAGCUGUAUGUGAUAUAUUCCUGGGUUUAAUGGAUGAGCGAAAGCUCCUCCUUGUUGCCUCUUGCGGUUACCUUGAAAA
Phragmites australis (common reed) is the source of this 4121-nucleotide messenger RNA. RefSeq names its product PH, RCC1 and FYVE domains-containing protein 1-like. The record is from RefSeq and is a predicted model, not a curated record. The coding region runs from base 683 to 3772 and encodes 1029 amino acids. NCBI's taxonomy places the organism in Eukaryota, Viridiplantae, Streptophyta, Magnoliopsida, Poales, Poaceae. Gene Ontology annotation, molecular function: metal ion binding. The transcript is spliced from 9 exons.